AUGGGUAUUCGCCUACAGCCUCGCAGGAGACCACAAGGUAAGCGACCCCCGGGUAAGCUGAAUGUUGCCUUGCUGUCUUUACCCGCUAAUCAUCUUCAUUUCAGCAAUGAGUUAGCUCAACGGCUAGACAACCUUCCAAUCGCUGCCGCCGCCGCCGCUGCCGAGAACGCCUCCGUGGAGAACCGCUGGUGUCAAAUGCGAGACACGGUCCAGUCGACGGCGCUCGCCGUCGUUGGUCGCGCUCCCCGUCAACACCAGGACUGGUUUGAAGACAAGGAUGUCGCCAUCAGAAAACUGCUGGCUGAGAAGAAUCGCCUGCACAAAGCAUACGUAGAUCACCCCACUGAGGACAACAAAGCUGCCUUCUACCGCAGUCGCCGCCACCUACAACAACGACUGUGCGAGAUGCAUUACGCCUGGACUGCUCGCAAAGCUGAGGAGACCCAAGGCGACGCGGACCGCAACGAAUGGAAUAACUCUUUCUCUGCGAUCAAGGCUGUCUACGGUCCGCCGACGAAGGGCACUGCUCCUAUCCUCAGCGCUGACGGCAACACACUCCUGACAGAGAAUACGCAAAUCCUACAGCGAUGGGCCGAGCAUUUCCGAGGCGUCCUCAACUGUCCCUCCGCCAUCUCCGACGCCGCCAUCAAGCAUUUGCCGCAAGUGGAGACCAACGCGGACCCCGACGUUCCGCCAUCUCUCCAGGAGACCAUCAGGGCCGUGCAGCAGCUCUCCAGCGGGAAAGCACCCGGAUCGGACGCAAUCCCUGCUGAGGUCUACAAGCACGGAGGUCCCCAACUGAACGUUCACUAG
This is a messenger RNA of Spirometra erinaceieuropaei, 813 nucleotides long. The record is from the annotation of a GenBank genome assembly. NCBI's taxonomy places the organism in Eukaryota, Metazoa, Platyhelminthes, Cestoda, Diphyllobothriidea, Diphyllobothriidae.